Messenger RNA from Diaporthe batatas, 2378 nucleotides. RefSeq lists its product as uncharacterized. The transcript has 3 exons. The coding region runs from base 724 to 1818 and encodes 364 amino acids. The record is from RefSeq and is a predicted model, not a curated record. Lineage: Eukaryota; Fungi; Ascomycota; Sordariomycetes; Diaporthales; Diaporthaceae.
GGCGAUUGCCGCAGAUGCAUAAGCUUAAAUGAUAAACUCCUGCUGACCCUUGACAUAUAAAGUCGCUCAGAUUUCUGCAAUGUCAUUGCCUCUACGUUGUCUCAUGCACUCUGGCUGUAGUGGUUUGUGUUGACGGCCCCAAAGUGCAUCUCAUAUAUUCUGUGCAGCUGACCUGUCGACUUUGCUUUACACGACCGCCACAGGAUCAAUUCACGGCAGUAUACUGCUUUUGAUCCUCUUGAGCAUAAAAGAGGCUUGCCGUGAGGCUAUCUUCAACAACCACCACCCAAGUUUAGGUUCGCCCGGACUCUUCCCAAGAAAAUAACAUCCGAGGCCAGGGGACCCUAGGCAGACUCCGGUACCCUCUUCACUAAAUUUCCUUACACGUUCGUAACCUUUUUCAUUCGCUCAUUAUUGCCAGAUGCAUUUUAAUGGGGACCACAGUUCGGAUGAAUAAAGUGUCCAUCUCUGUCAAGCCAGCACAAGUACUGAGCCUGCCGAGCACAAGGCGCAGCAUCAUGACACGAACUCGAGAUGGAGUCGUAUUCGGAUCCCAGAACGAGCCGAGGAGUAGACGAGACCGACUUGUGAUUGCCUAAUAAUCUCCAACAAGAAGCCCGUCAUUUAGUGCUGCCAGGGGCCGCUUCUUCAACCACCAACGUGCAUUGUGUCUGUGACACUCACACCCUCGCAACAAAUUCACAACCCAGAGAAACAAUUACAAUGGCAGAAAAAACAGAGCCAAAGACAGCUUCAUCACCACCGCCCUGCAAGGGCACCAUCCUCGUCACAGGCGCCAACGGCGGCCUGGGCAGGGGCUACAUCACCGCCCUCAGCAGAACCCCCUACGCCAAGGCCCAUCGUGGCAUCUACCUGGACCGCGACGACGCCGCGGCGCGGGACCUGGACGCCUUCGUCAAGGCCAAGGUGCAGCCGAGGUGCCCCGGCCACGAGUACGAGACGGCGGCCCUCGACCUGGGCAGCCUGGCCAAGAUCCGCGCCUUCGCGGCCGACAUCAACGCCCGCGUGGCGAACGGCUCCCUCGGGCCCAUCCGCGCCCUGGUCCUCGUCGCGGGCUACCUGGACGUCGCGCCCGAGGCCUCCAAGCCCCGGCGCUUCACCGAGGACGGCCACGAGAUGGUGUGGGGCAUCAACUACCUGGCCAACUUCCUCCUGGUGCUGCUCCUCCUGCGGUCGAUGGACAGCGAGCACGGCCGCGUGGUCAUGGUCUCCAGCUGGUCGCACAACCCGUACGACAGGCGGAACGCCGUGACCAAGCACCUCGGCCUGCCCGAGUACAAGGUGCAGUACCGCGAUACCGAGGCCCUGUCCAAGGGCGUUGAGUACCCGGAUGACGGGCAGAAGGCCGGGCUGAGGAGAUACGGGGCCAGCAAGGCGUGUCUGGUGAUGUUCAUGUUCGAGCUCCAGCGGCGCCUCUCGGUGGACCCGGAGCUCUCCAAGAUCUCCGUGCUGGCCAUGGAGCCCGGCGCCAUGGUCACCAACAUCUCGAACGGGGCCAAGAUGCCCUCCAAGACCGUGACCAAGGUGGUGGUGACGCUCUCCAAGCUGACGUCUGCCGUCGCGCCCAACUCGCCCCUGCGCACGCCCCUCAAGUCCGGCGAGCACCUGCUGCGCGCCACCUUCGACACCAGGGAGCUGGGCGAGCGCCCCAAGGCCGCCUACCUCGACGGCGGGAAGAGGCGGAAGCCCGGUGCCGAGGUGCAGGACGAGGAGAAGCAGAAGAGGCUGUGGGGCGAUACUUUGACGCUGGUGAGGCUGGAUCCGGGCGAGACGGCGCUCCAGGACCUGAGUGUCUAGGCACGAUGUUUCCGACCCUGCAACCCGAGCUUUAUGCUGGCCAUUUUAGAGAUCGGAUAUUCGCACCCGCAAAAAUGGAGGGUACACCUAAGCCCCAAGGAAUAAACUCCUAUAGGACAGCCUCCUACAGGACAGCCUCCUACAGGACAACCUCCUAGGACAACCUCCUAGGACAACCUCCUAGGACAACCUCCUAGGACAACCCCUAUGGAAUAACCUCCUCUAGGAAAACCUUCUUUGGGAUAAUAUCCUAUAGGAUUCGCCCAUAAGACAACUAGUUCGGUGCUGACCUGAGUACUUUGAUCUCUAAGCUGCCCACCUAGGUACUAGGGGUGUACCCUCCAUUUUGGCGGUGCGAAUAUCUGGUCUCCCAUUUUAAUAGGAAGGGUUCCUGUAAAUUUUAUUGGCAAAUAUGGAGUCCAAAGGUUUAUGUCAUGAACGGAGUUAGGAUCAACAAAAGCAUUUUUCGGAUUUGUUCUUGUUUCUAUUGCCUGUGGACCUUGUAGGCGUGUUCUGCAGUCAAUGGUAAAUAGCCCCAAGAGCCUGGACCUAGAUGCGCG